Paramecium tetraurelia is the source of this 1011-nucleotide messenger RNA. RefSeq lists its product as uncharacterized. NCBI's taxonomy places the organism in Eukaryota, Ciliophora, Oligohymenophorea, Peniculida, Parameciidae. Gene Ontology annotation, cellular component: nucleus. Gene Ontology annotation, molecular function: DNA-binding transcription factor activity, RNA polymerase II-specific; RNA polymerase II cis-regulatory region sequence-specific DNA binding. The transcript has 7 exons. Gene Ontology annotation, biological process: regulation of DNA-templated transcription. The record is from RefSeq and is a predicted model, not a curated record.
AUGAGAAGGAAGAAUUGGAGACCAGAAGAGGAUAAGGCUUUGCUUGAAAUCUGCAAGUCUUAAAAUUAUAAUUAGAGGAGAGUUUCAAAAAUAAUGAUCUCCAUGGGUUAUAGAAGAUCAGGUAAAUCGUGCAAGGAGAGAUUCCAUAAUUAGUUAAAUCCUGUUGUCAACAAAGAUCAAUGGACUCAAAAUGAAGUGGACAAACUGUUUGAAUUGCAAAGCAAAUAUGGUAAUCGAUGGAGGAGUAUAUCCAAGGAGUUGCCAUAAAGAACAGAUGGUUUAAUCAAGAAUUAUUUUUACUCAUUGGUUCGAAAAGUUCUAAGGCGUCUUUCCAAAACGGUUAAUGGAGAUAAGAAUGGAUCCCAAAUGACUAAAACUCUUAAACCCUCUGUUAUUUCCUCUAUUUUUUGCGUUAAUCAAAAUGCAAAUAAUGGUGCCAUAAAAGUUGAAUUUGCUCAGCUCUUUCGAAAUAUUAUUCUUAAAUACAAAAAUUAUAACCUAUCCUAAUAAAUUGAUAUCGAAGACACCGAUAAAAUUAAAUCCAUUUUUCAAACGUUACAACAAUUAAAUGAAUCCUACAAUCAUCAUAUAGAGAAGAAAAAUAUCUCCAAAAGUAGAUCCAAAAAUCUAAAACUGAAAACCAAACUCAAAAAACUGAAUAUUGACCAUAUCCUCCUCCAAAGGAUAUAGCUUCAACUUCCGAUUUUCACAAUGAAAUCAUGUCCCUUGCAAAAACUAUAUUAGAAAUUUCAAUUUCAUCAUAAUACAUAUCAUCCUACACAAUUAAUGUAUUAAUAAAUAUCAUCUUUCACAUCCUAAAACAUAGACUAAAAUAACGGUUAUGGUGCCAUCUUGGUUAAACCUGAGUAAUUAUUAUUUUUUCAACCACUUCCUUCACCAUAUUAUCCCAUAAAUAUAAGCACCUAUAUCUAACAAUAAUCAAGCAUGCAAACCUAUUAUAGCUCCUUCCUCCACCAACUCCCUGAAAUUAAAGAAGAAUAAGAAACAUGA